Molecule: messenger RNA, 1147 nt
Organism: Cheilinus undulatus (humphead wrasse)
Lineage: Eukaryota; Metazoa; Chordata; Actinopteri; Labriformes; Labridae
Product: intraflagellar transport protein 88 homolog
Exons: 10
Coding region: 158-784 (208 amino acids)
Biological process (GO): kidney development; non-motile cilium assembly; inner ear receptor cell stereocilium organization
Cellular component (GO): non-motile cilium; ciliary base; ciliary basal body
Molecular function (GO): kinesin binding
Source: RefSeq, a predicted model, not a curated record
GUGAAUGACCUGAUAAAAGAGAGCUGCAUGGCACAGAGCAUUGGAGCCCUACAGCUGGUCAGAAAAAAAUUGAUAUUAACAUCUUCGUAGGGUAUGGGGAAAAGGCCAUCCAAUCAGAGACCUAAGCAUAAAGUCCUUCAGGUACUUACCCUCCAACAUGGAUGUGAUUGAGUGGCUCGCUGCAUACUACAUAAAGACACAUUUCUUUGAAAAGGCCAUCCAGUACUUUGAAAGAGCCAAACUCAGACAACCUACUCAGGUGAAGUGGCAGCUAAUGGUGGCGAGCUGCUACAGGAGAAGUGGAAACUACCAGAAAGCUCUGGAAACCUACAAAGACAUUCACCGCCUGCGGUUCUUGGUGAGGCUGUGCACCGAUACGGGACUGAAGGAAGUCCAAGAAUACGCCACAAAACUGAAGAAGGUUGAGAAGAUGAAAGAGAUCAGAGAACAGAGGGUGAAGUCUGGGCGAGAGGGCAGCGGCAGAGACACGGACGAAACAGAUUCUCAGUCUGAGCCCAAACUACUCAGUCCACUGUUGGACUCAGGGCGAGACAGCAGCUGCAGCAGCAGCAGCAGCACUAAAGGAGAGUGUCUGAGCACCAAGAUGAGGUCACUUCCUGGUUUGCAUGAGCCGUAUGAGGCGAGCAGCCCAAAAGAAUUAGAUGCAUCUUACAUGGACCCUCUGGGGCCGCAGAUGGAGAGACCGAAGACGGGUGCAAAGAAACGGGUGGAAGAUGACGGCUUUGUAGAUGAAGAGCUGGGAGAUGAUCUGCUGCCGGAGUAGCUGCUUUCACUGUCUGCCUUUACUGCAACUCUCAACAUUUUCUGUUUUAUCUACUCUUUAAAAGGCAGGAAAAGUCAGCACAAAACAGAAUUAUUUUAAACACAACUCUUAAGUGAAAUGUGACAGGAUAAAGACUAGGGCUGGGCAUUGUUAAGAACCUCACAAUUCAAUUCGAUUUCAAUUCUUUAGGUUGCGAUUCGAUUCGAUAUCAAUAUCAAUUCGAUAUUGAUUUAAGUGCUUCAAUGUCGAUUCAGUAAGAAGCAGAAUUACACAAAUAACUUGUUGACAAUGUUUUAAUAAUUAUUUUCAAUCCCAUGUGAACAUAUUUGGUAAGUCACCUCACAUUUUUGAGCAAUAAAACAU